AUGAAUCCAUACCAAAUCCUCGGCGUCGCAAGCUCGAGCACAGAGAGUGAAGUCAAACAGGCGUACCGAAAAUCAGCCCUACUGCAUCACCCAGACAAAGCAGGGCCAGAAUCGACAGCAAGAUUCCAGACUCUUCGGACCGCAUACGAGCAGAUCAUCGAGAAGGGCUUUGCGACCAUUAAAACGAGCUCUGCAACUCAGACACCAGAGCGAAGCCAUCAAUCCGAGAACGAAAGAUGGGGUUCGCAUGCAUAUGAGCGAUGGGUCGAAAGCAGGACAGCAAAGCCUGUACAAAGAAAGUGGGCAGGUUCUUUCAAGAGAUCUCGAUGUGGAAAAUCGGAGGUAAAUGCUAGUGAUGCACCUUCAGAUAUGUAUUCUUCUUCCAAGAAACCGCCGUCGAGAGGAACGGCAGCCAAGGCGACUCGAGUGAAAGAGAGCCUGGCGGAUGAUGAGUGGCAGACAGGCUGGGAGGGUUUCAAGCGCAAACCUUAG
Molecule: messenger RNA, 492 nt
Organism: Lithohypha guttulata
Lineage: Eukaryota; Fungi; Ascomycota; Eurotiomycetes; Chaetothyriales; Trichomeriaceae
Exons: 1
Coding region: 1-492 (163 amino acids)
Source: RefSeq, a predicted model, not a curated record